Molecule: messenger RNA, 831 nt
Organism: Aspergillus terreus NIH2624
Lineage: Eukaryota; Fungi; Ascomycota; Eurotiomycetes; Eurotiales; Aspergillaceae
Exons: 3
Coding region: 1-831 (276 amino acids)
Source: RefSeq, a predicted model, not a curated record
AUGGUUGGAGUCCCGUUCACCCCGGAGGAGGACAUUCCCGACCUCUCGGGCAAGGUCAUCCUAAUCACUGGCGGAACGGCCGGCCUCGGAGCAGCGGCGGCCAUCCAUCUCGCCAAGCACUCCCCAGCGCACAUCUAUAUCAGCGGCAGGAAUCCGAAGAGUGCCGACGCCGUGAUCAAACAAGCGCAGGAAUCAGGGACCAAGGUCUCAUUUCUGGCCUGCGACCUGGCCUCUCUCUCCUCGGUCAAUAAGGCGGCCGAGAGUUUCCUGGCCCAGGAAUCCCGCCUCGACCUCCUAAUGUGCAAUGCCGGGAUCAUGGCAGUGCCGCCGGGAAAGACGAAGGACGGCUACGAGGUCCAGUUCGGAACGAACCAUCUGGGCCACGCGCUGUUGAUCCAGAAGUGUCUGCCGCUCUUGCAACAGACUGCCGCUGUCCCCGGUGCCGAUGUGCGCGUCGUCAUCCUCACCUCGUUGGGAUUCCGCAUGCACCCACUGGCAGGAAUUGUCUUCUCGGACCUGACGACUGAGCAGAAGUUCAGUGCGUUUGGGGCCUGGAUCCGCUACGGACAGAGCAAGCUGGCCAAUAUCCUGUAUGCGCGAGAGCUGGCCCGUCGCUAUCCCUCCAUCACGUCCGUCUCUGUACAUCCCGGCGUCGUUAGUACAGGGUUGGUCGAGAAUCUGGGCUGGGCAAACCGAGCGUUUGUCUAUGUGACGAAUAUGGGGAAGCUGAUGAAGCCGGAGGAGGCUGUGGGCUUCUACCACGCCCAGGGAGAACUUAAAGAACGGGCGGUUCUACGAGCCAGUCGGGAUCCUCUCGUCCAAGUUGGAUAA